This is a messenger RNA of Penicillium brevicompactum, 1050 nucleotides long. RefSeq names its product putative C6 transcription factor. NCBI's taxonomy places the organism in Eukaryota, Fungi, Ascomycota, Eurotiomycetes, Eurotiales, Aspergillaceae. The record is from RefSeq and is a predicted model, not a curated record. The coding region runs from base 1 to 1050 and encodes 349 amino acids. The transcript is spliced from 3 exons.
AUGAACGGGGCAAAAUCCUAUUCCCAGCAGGGCCUACACAUACCCCAGGACGGUGGAAGUGACGAUCAAAGGGGUUUUUCCUCAUCAGAGUUAUCCCGGGAAAUGGUCUCAUGGGCCAUCUUCGAUGUUCAGGCACUGGCAUCGCAAGUCUACCGGAAGGUAUCCCCGUGGCCAAACCCUCCUCCCCUCAACUGCUCGCCUGAGCAGGCGGAACAACUUGACAAGAAUGAUGAAUGGAGUCCAUAUCCCUUUGAGGGACCUACCUCUCGACCGAACUAUUAUACUACUCUCCAGUAUCGGAGUGCACUGGCAGCCAUCGUGAACGAAAUUGCUUCUUUUUCUCUGAAUCUCGGAGAAAGGUCUAUGACCCCUCACGAUUUGGACUACUGCCGUCAGAUACACCAGAGGCUUAUUCACUGGAAAGCUAACCUGCCACAAUCUGUCAUGCCCGAGUCCAACACCACCCCUCACAUUUUAUGUCUACAUUUCUACUACCAAGCUACCUUGAUCUCUCUAGCUACUCUGAUAUCAACAAAGUCAGACCCAACACUUGAUUCAGAAGAAUUGGUAGUUGGGCAGCCCGACUUCGAAGAAGUCAAAGACCAGGCGAUGGAGACUAUUGGCUCUUUGAUUCUCCUGUUCAAACACCGCCACGGUUGGAAGUCGAUACCGAUCGUUAUGCUCCACUACUUCUGUCUCGGGGGUGUGCACGCUACCUCGCGACUCGACGCCAAUGACCUGAAAUGGACCCUUGUACUCGAGAGCUGUGUCGUGGGACUCUGGCAUAUGAGUCUUGGCUGGGGCAGAUUAUGCAAAGCGUUCCUGCGGACGAUCGAGCUCGUCCUGAAGUCGAAUGACCUCGACCCGAAUCUCAUUCCAACCAAGGUGGCUGCUAUCUUCAAGCAUCUGAACUCGGACUUAUGGUCCGAGACUGACAUCACUUCACUUUCGGCGGAUUACGUGGUGCAGCGGGUUACUAGGAAAGUUGACGCUUCUGCUGUCAGUGCGCAGACCCUGGAAGCUCUGAUUCGAGCCAUGGAGAAUUUGUGA